Molecule: messenger RNA, 354 nt
Organism: Talaromyces proteolyticus
Lineage: Eukaryota; Fungi; Ascomycota; Eurotiomycetes; Eurotiales; Trichocomaceae
Exons: 2
Coding region: 1-354 (117 amino acids)
Source: RefSeq, a predicted model, not a curated record
AUGAAAUCUUUCACAAACAGGUUGAUCGUUACUUUAUUGAUUGCUGGGUCUUGGGCUGCUGAUCUUGAUAGACGGCAAGAUGCGAGUGCUACGGCUUCCGCCGAUGUAACUACCAUCACAGGCAGUGGCCAAGGAAACGGUGGUCCUACCGAAAUAACGAAUGGCGCAAACAAUGGCCAAGGUGACACUACUACCUCAAUCACAUCGGAUAGCAAUGCCACACAAUCUUCUUCAGCACAAGCUACUUCAGCAAGCAGUGGAGCAGCUAAGGGUAUGGCGAUAGAGCUAGCUACCAUGCCAUUGUUAGCUGGCGGUGUUCUAGCAGCGGCUGCUAAUGCGGUUCUCCUUCUAUAA